Loxodonta africana (African savanna elephant) is the source of this 2225-nucleotide messenger RNA. It is a transcript of the gene PPEF1, whose product is annotated as protein phosphatase with EF-hand domain 1. The transcript has 16 exons. NCBI's taxonomy places the organism in Eukaryota, Metazoa, Chordata, Mammalia, Proboscidea, Elephantidae. The record is from RefSeq and is a predicted model, not a curated record. Gene Ontology annotation, biological process: detection of stimulus involved in sensory perception. Gene Ontology annotation, molecular function: protein binding; phosphoprotein phosphatase activity; iron ion binding. The coding region runs from base 1 to 1944 and encodes 647 amino acids.
AUGGAGAAACCACCCGUGCUGGGCACAGAAAAUCGGUCAGCGAUAAGAGCCGCAAUGAUCAUCCAGAAUUGGUACCGAGGUUACAGCACCCGGUUGAAGGCCAGACAACGCUAUGCCCUCACCAUCUUCCAGUCUAUCGAAUACGCUGAUGAGCAAGGCCAAAUGCAGCUAUCCAACUUUUUUUCCUUCAUGUUGGAAAACUAUACAAAAGCACAUGAGGAAGAACCAGAAUUAAUAACUCGACUUUUUGGUAGCAACCUCCAGUACAAGGAUAGAGAGGACUAUGUGAAGAUGAUAGAUGUCCCGGACUCCUACAAUGGUCCUCGGCUGCAAUUCCCACUCACUUUUACUGACAUUGAUUUACUUCUUGAGGGCUUCAAGCAGCAAAAGAUACUUCACGCCCAUUAUGUCUUAGCGGUGCUAUUUGAAGCCAAGAAAGUCUUGAUGCAAAUGCCGAAUAUCUCUCACAUAAAAACUUCUCCCUCCAAAGAGAUAACAGUCUGUGGUGAUUUGCAUGGGAAACUGGAUGACCUUUUUUUGAUCUUCUAUAAGAAUGGUCUUCCCUCAGGAGAAAACCCAUAUGUUUUUAAUGGUGAUUUUGUAGAUAGAGGAAAAAAUUCCAUAGAGAUUCUAAUGAUCCUGUUAGUGACUUUGCUUGUUUAUCCCAAUGACCUGCACUUGAACAGAGGGAACCAUGAAGAUUUUCUGAUGAAUCUCAGGUAUGGCUUCACAAAAGAAAUUAUGCAUAAAUACAAGCUAUAUGGAAAACAAAUCUUGAAAAUCUUGGAAGAAGUCUAUACCUGGCUCCCAAUUGGUACAAUAGUUGACAAUGAAAUUCUGAUCAUACAUGGCGGGUUAUCAGAGUCCACAGACUUGAAUUUACUUCACCGAAUAGAAAGAAACAAAAUGAAAUCUGUGCUGAUGCCACCAAUUCCAUCAGAUGGAGACUCUACCACUGACUUUAGGAUAAGUAAAAUAGGUGGCGGGGGACUCAGAACAAAUGUAUCCCUUUCUGACCAGUUAUUACAGCAUGAAUGGGAACAGGUUAUCGAUAUUCUAUGGAGUGAUCCCAGAAGCAAAAGAGGCUGUUAUCCAAACAAAAGUCGAGGAGGAGGCUGCUAUUUUGGACCAGACGUUACUUCCAAGAUUCUUAAUAAAUAUCAUUUGAAGUUGCUCAUUAGGUCUCAUGAAUGUAAGCCCGAUGGUUAUGAAGUCUGCCACGAUGGGAAGGUUAUUACUGUAUUUUCUGCUUCUAAUUAUUACGAAGAAGGCAGCAAUCGAGGAGCUUACCUCAAACUGGGUUAUAGUAUGGUCCCUAGAUUUGUCCAGUAUCAAGUAACUAAGUCAACGUGCCCAAGGCCUCUUUACCAAAGGGUGAGUACUAUUGAAAGCAGUGCCAUCAGGAUACUAAAAGAGAGAAUGAUAGCGCGAAAAACUGACCUUGUUCAUGCUUUCGAACUUCACGACCGCAGUAAAUCAGGAAGACUUUCUCUGAGCCAAUGGGCUUUUUCCAUGGAGAGCAUUUUGGAGCUGAACUUACCAUGGAGAUCCCUGAGUUCGCGUCUGGUAAACACAGACAAAGAUGGAAAUAUUGACUACAUGUCCAGCUUCCAGGAUGUCCAAAUUCAAAAACCUGUGAAAGAGGUUCAUUCUACUCUCAUUGAGACUCUCUACAGAUACCGAUCUGACCUGCAUAUCAUAUUUAAUGUCAUUGACACUGACCACUCAGGCAUGAUCUCCAUGGAGGAAUUUCGCGCCAUGUGGAAACUUUUCAAAAAGCACUACGGUGUUCCUGUUGAUGAUUCUCAAGUGGAUGAGCUCGCCAACAAAAUGGACUUAAACAAAGAUGGCAGCAUUGAUUUUAACGAGUUUUUAAAGGCUUUCCAUGUAGUGCAUAAAUUUGAUACAUCGCACAAAUCAGACAAGCUUGUUCUUGAAGAUUGAGGACUUCCUCCAGGCUCCGUAUAUACUGGGUUCAAAGACACAGUCUUUCCUAGGCCCUUGAAAUUCACAGUCAGUAGUAGAGAAGAGUAGACCCUAACUUACUCCACAAGUCGAAGCAUAGUGUGGGCGGAAGUGCCUAGUGAAUUGUUGCUGGUAAGACUAGGUUAAAUGGCACCUGAUAAGAUUUGGCUCCACUCUUACAAACCACACAUUGCCAGUCAGAAACUAGUUUUGAGCCUUGUCCCAAUCUCUUGGAUGCCACCUAACCAGGAGAGGAGAGC